This is a messenger RNA of Linum trigynum, 9432 nucleotides long. NCBI's taxonomy places the organism in Eukaryota, Viridiplantae, Streptophyta, Magnoliopsida, Malpighiales, Linaceae. The record is from the annotation of a GenBank genome assembly.
CCUAAGGUGUGUUUUAUAAGUAAACCGCACCUUAGGAGUGCGUUCCAUGCCACGUCAGCACGCGAACCGCACUAGGAAGGUGCGGUGUGCCUUCUCUACGGAACGGUCUUCAAGACCGUUGGAUGGAGGAGCGAUCGAACGGCGGACCGCGCGCCAGCAGAGAGAUCCGCGCCAUGGAUCGGGGACCGCAGCUGCAAGGCGCGGUCAGCGCCUCGUGACUCGCAAACUGCCUCGGCAAGCAGCGGUUUUGACUAGGGCAAAAUUACCCGACCGCCCCUGGGGGGUGCGGUUUGAUGGGUAUAAAUACCCCCUCCACAGUGUUUUGGGAGUGAAAGUACCAGUCAAGGGGAGCGUUGAUGCGACCGAUCGCUUGCCACCAAUGAGGAAACACCAAGUCUCAAUUACUUGGUUGACGAAGUAUUUUAGAGACCAUUACGAGAGUCAUCCCCUAACCGAGGAAAGUUCGGAGGAUGAGAAGGAAAGAUAUGCUCGUGUCUAUCUCAUAGGCAUGAUCGGAGGAGUGUUCUUCUCCAAAAAAUCAAGCAAUCUCCUUCGUUGUGGAUGGCUUAGGAUCAUCCUCGGUAGUUGGGAGGAGAUUGGGGAGUAUAGCUGGGCAUCCGCUUGCCUAGCUAAUAUCUACCACAAUUGUGCAAUGCGUCUCUAAAAGCUGUGAGGGAGGUCGGCGGCGCAAUGUUCAUCGUCCAAUUUUGGGUUUGGGAGCAUAUGUCAUGGAUUGCACCGGUGAAGCUCGUGGACUUCCUUGAGAUGUAUUUUGAGUUGACUUUUAAUUAUAUGUACUUGGAACUAUUCCCCUUAUCUUAGUUUAUUUAAUUGAGUGUUGUUUCAAUUUGGUUUUUAUUUCUAUGUACUUGGAACUAUUCCUAUUAUCUUAGUUUAUUUAAUUGAGUAUUGUUUCAAUUUCGUUUUUAUUUCUGUACUUGGAACUAUUCCUAUUAUCUUGAUAUUAUCCCAAUUCGUUCAAUCAACAAUACACAAUUACUUGCAAAGUAAGAGUCUCAACUAGCUUGAAGAAUGAUUGACCAGAACCACAACUUGGGGGUGCGGUUUGUGUGGCAAAAUCGCACCUUGGGGAUGCGUUUUUGUUUUGGAGAAACAAACCGCAUCUCCAAGGUGCGGUUUUGCUAGGGCAGGCCUAAACCGCACCUCGGUCGCGCGUUUUCUGUAGGGCAGACCUGAAACCGCACCUUAGAGGUGCGGUCCAUAAAAAAGGGUGCUAUUAGUGUAAAUUUUUUCGGCUGGGUGCUAUUUUUGUAAUUUUUCUUUUAAAAAGUGUUAUUUCUGGAAAAAUCCCUUCAGUUCUAAAGCUAUCUGCCUUUGAUCGCUAUAAAGAAAAGCGACGCUCACAGAUCAUUGAGUUGGCAAGCGAGGUAACAACUGAUUGGUUAACGGCUCAGCAAUCCGCAUUCAUCACUACGGCGGAAGGUGAUUUGCCUAAAAAUGUGAGACUGAUAGUUGAGGUGGCAUGUGGGAAAGAGUUGAUCAAUUUGACCUGAAGCGAUUCAUGUGUAUCGCUAGAGAACUCAACGAUCAGUGCUCCUCCCGGCCGCAACUAUAAAACCCUCGCAAUCUUAUUCGUUCACAUCCCACAACACUUUCUUCCUCUCUUUCAUCACUCAAGAAAUUAUGAGUAUGCAAUGUGAGUAUGUGACUGAGGGUAGCGGUGUUCAUGGAUUGGGUGAUUUUGAUUUAGUCGUUUUAAUCACUUAACCCAUACACUACGACUUUGAAAGUACUAAAUCCAAAUCCACCAAAAAAUAGAACUAUAUCGUUUGUUUAUGAUUGGACGGCCCAUGUGUGUUAUAUUUGUAACAUCUUCAACCUUUUCUUGACGAAGAUAUUGUCUGCUUUGGGCCCCGACGAUAUUUUUAAGCAAAAAUCCAACAUAAAAAGUAUAUAACUAAUGAAAAUUCCAAGCAAAUAAACCAAAGCGAAAACACCGAAUUGCAUAGAAAUUGUUGCUUGGAUCUUGAUUACAAUUUGCUUCGACCUAUGUAUAGUAUUUUCCAUAAAUAUUUAUCAAAAUAAAUUAAAGACUUUAUUAAUUAUAAGCUAACGCAUCCAUACUAUGUUAUUCUACUAAAAUUGUAUAAAAACCAAUGUGAACCAACCUAUGUUAAAUAUACGUCUAAAUCUUUUAAUUGAAAAAUGUAUUAAGUUAGUUAAACAAUGAGAGUAAAUAUGACAAAAUAUCAAAAUUUUCUCACAAUAUGCUUGUAUACGACUUAUAUACGUUUCAGAUACAAACACAUAAAACAACAGUUAUAACAUGGAUUGGGUCGGGUAUCGACGGGUUGCAUAACCCAAAACCCACACCACCCAAAUGAGGUAGUUUCCACAAAAGAAAAUCAUCACUUAACAUUAAACCUAAGUUUUAGCAAUAAAUACAGUUGGGGUGAGUCAGAUGGGUCGGGUUUCAGUUAUUGUUUUUUCACCCUAAUUGCAGCUAAGCCCCAACUUCUUCACCAUAUAAAAAAUUUCCUAACAUUUGAGAAUCAUUUAUAUUUUCCUUGGUUACAAAUGAAAAAAUAUUAACUCCAUUUAUAUUUAAUGCUAGAUGGAGGUCGAUAUUUAUUAUCCUAAUUCGUACAUCAAUAAAAUCUAGGGAUGUGAUGUAUUUGAUUAGGGCUGGCUAUUUGGUCCAGACUGUUUGGUUUUACCCAAAACCGGACCGUAUAACCCGGACUGGGACCGGAUAGCAAACAAUCCAAUCUCAUAUUCGGGCUUAGAUUUUAAGUAAAAAAACUCGGAUAAGAGACCGGAUAAGAGACCCCCAACACCUAAAAUCAAGAUCAAAUUGGGACCGGACCGGGUCAAGACCGGACUGUAUCCAAUCCAAUCUUUGGUACUUAUAUUCCCGAAAAGACCGGACUAGACCGGAUCAAUUUGGUCCAAUUUAACCGGACUGGACCGUAUAGCCACCCCUAUAUUUGAUCGAGCAAUUGACGCAUCGAUCCAUGCGAUUUGAAACAACAACUUGAUAGGCACGUCUAGAUUGAUUUUUUGAAAAUUACAUUUCGAUGCUGAAAUUUAAUUUUCUUAAAAUUUAGCAAUUGAACUUUAUUUUUACAAACAUGUCUAUAAAUUUUUGUGGUAAAAUUAUAUCUUAGUACCUUUAUUUUUAACUUGCAUUAUAGUACCAAAACUUUUAAGACUUUACAAACAGUUCCAUUGUGUUGGUAUAAGGAAUUUCAUAUCACUAAUUAUUGCCAUGAGUCACAGGUCAAAAAGUUACCCGCCUCUAAGUUGACCUUACCUACCCAACGCUAAACUGACCAUGUCCGACCCUGAGGGUCGAGGAGGGCGGGGUGGGCCGACGAGUCUUUAGGGUCAAGCUUACACCCCUAGCCGAUGCACAUAGACAUUCCAAUGCUCACCAUCAUGCUACUGUGAAGCAGCUUGGAAUGGGCAUGUCCUUGAUCGAUCCUCCCUAUGUUGCGACACCUUCCCCAGAUCCCUAUGAACUUUCAUGAACCAGAUGUUUCUUUCGGUAAUGAGUAGUUCCACUUGGCAUUACAGGGGCCACUUCCUAUCAUUUUCUUAUCUUUCUUUCUAUUUUACUUAACUUUAACUAUGUUCUUAAUUAUCCUUUUAAGUACUUAGACUGAAAUAUUUAGUAUUUGUAAAUGAUUCGUUGUGUGUGGUAGACUAGUUCUUUUAUAUUUUUUGUUUCGAUAACCCACAUCCCUCUGCCUUGAUCUCCCACAUUGAGGAUCAUGUGUCUCUUAAGUGUAGGGAGGAUAUACCCUGCAUGUUUUUAAACGUUCAUGAAUGAUGUUUUUACUCGAUUGAUUGAUUCUCUAUGAUGAUCAAUGCAUGUGUUUAUGAUUAUGUUUGAGAAUGCAAUUGAUUGAAUGGUUAUGUGAAUGGUGGUUGAUUGGUGUGAUAGAAACUUGCUAGAAACCUAAGAUAUUACUCCAAAAGAAAUUCAAAAUUUUAGGGUUUCAAGUAAGCCCCAAUGUCAUACUAUGUGAUUUCAUGCUUUGAAUUAUUAAAUCUAGCUCCUCCUUGUCUAUCAAUGUUAAGGAGCAAAAUGCGUGAGAUGUUUCGAAACGAAGUGUUUUUGUUUGAUUUCUUGUAGUAUCUUGCUUUGAAAGUUUUACUAGUGAAUGUGUGUGGUUUGUUUGAACGUGAAGCUUGAAUUUUAGUUAUAGGUGGUUGCUUGACGGGUGGUUCUGUUCAUUUCCACAACCAAAUUUUGAAUGAAGUGGCGUUGCUUUUCAAAGGGUUAGGUGUGAGGCACCGAUCACACUUUUUCAAUGAAAAUUUUCAGUACUAGCUCAUAAAAUAUGAAUACUCCCAAUCAAUCGCAUGAAAUUAGAGGGUGAUGUACAUGGAGAUCCUACUUAGAUUUUGUUCGAAUCCGUUCAAAGGUGGUCAUCUUCAUGUAGUGGCAGAGGUCUAAGUAGAGGAGAGAAAGAAAAAAUGCAUAGGACUCCUACUUGCCCAGUCAGAAACACAAAACAUCUUCGUUACUACAAACCCAAAGAAAUCUCAAGAACAUAAUAAAAGUUUAUGUGGAAGGUGUAAAAUAAAACAAUUAGAGCAUUCGUCUUUCUUACCAACAAUCGAGAAUCUUGGUUUGAAACACAUUUAGGGGAGAGGUGUAAGGACUUCGAGUUGCACAUUUUAAUCACAUGUUUGCUUGGGGACAAGCAAACGCUUAAGUAUGGGUGGAUUGGUAACACUCAAAUAGGUUUUCUUUACCUCCCUAUAGCUUGGUGUUGUCAUGUCCAUUUGUGAACCAAAAUGUGUAAAUUUGUAUUAUAGCCGAUAAUUGCUUCCUAGCAUAUGCAUGGUUGAUGUUAAGUGAAGAUGUGUGUGUUUAUCGUAUAUGGUGAAGAUCAAGGCUCAAGUGUCGGGAAAUCGGGGCAAACAAAGAUUGUGCGUAUAAUAGAGCAAAUUUUAUGGCUAGGGAUAUCCGGCCACGAACUCAAGAUUGCAUAACAUCGCAGAAGAUUAGGUCGGGAUCUUUAUUCACUCGGUUGUGAAUUUCAAGAGGCUACCACGAGGAAGAACAAAAGGUCUCGUGUUAUGACUCGUAGGCCUUCAGCCCCGAUAACAUGACAAAGAGUCAAAGAACAUGGUCACGACUUCCAGAUCACGACCGAGAUCUCCACCUUGUGAACCCCCUUCGCGAACAGGGUAAAGCGACGCCACAUCGAGAUCGUGUGACAAAUUUCGAUUUUAAGACCGUGAACUUUUCUCGAAAAUGGUUGUGAACGUCUCCAAAUUUCUAAUCUCAAUAAAUAGAAGGAUACCCCAAAGGGUUUAAGAGAGCUUAAUUUAAGACAUGUUUUGGAGAGAUUAGAGAGAAUUUAGGGGUUUCCCUUGAAGAAGAGAAGAUUUUGGAGAAGAAGGAUUCCAACAACAAGGGCACUUCUUUUUAUGAUUUUCCUUCCCUUUUUAUGUGUUUUUCUUCCCCUUCACGGGAUAGUAAUGUAAGGUAUUUGGGGCCAAGCCCCCAAACGCUAACUAGGUAUUUUAUGUGUAAUGAAUGGCAUGCUUUAAUGUAUGGGGUAUUUGAGUUCAAUUAGCAUUCUAAUGCUUUAUUACAUGAUUUGUGUGCAUAUGAAUAUUGUUUGCAUGUUGUAUGUCAUGUGAUGAUGAUUUUAGGGCUUGACCUAGGUUGAGGUGAACAUCUCCUGAGGUUGAGUAGGGACUUAACUAAUCAUUGAUUCACUUGAGAAUGUGUGCUUAUGGGUUAAACUCAUUUAAAGUGGGUAGGAAUUAUCAUGGAUUCACUCUCAUGCCUCCAUUGUCGUAGAAAUUUAUGUUAUCCAUUGCAUGUCAUUACUCGUAUGCUAGGGUGAUGGGGCUGAACCCUGAGUAUCAUCUUUCUCUUUGUGCAUCUCGUUUAGUUUAAUAUGUUUAAUUAGUUUAGUUCCAAACAAAAACUCCUAAAGAAUCGACUAGAUAAUAAUAGAGCUCUCGAGUAUGCUAGGCCACUAAGGCCCCUGGAAUACGACUUUAAUCGCCCACUAUACUACUGCGCAAAAUUAGGUUAUAGUUGGCCUAAUUGGAGUGGUAAAGUAGAAGUAGGAUUGGUAAUCAAUUAGCCAGAUAACCGUUUAAUCGAAUAUCAAACGGGUAACAGGCGAUGUCGGUAUGCGAUAGCAAAAAAAUAGCACUUGGUAUACCAAAGUGUAGCCGGUUAUUAACCGGCAAUUAACCGGUAUACUAGAUUACCGUCGCUCACCCUUAAAUCACAGCAAAUGGAAAGCCCUCCCCACUCUCCUUUCACCUGCGAGUGAACCCUUCUCUCCCUAUGUAACUCUUCUUCCCCAACUAAGCAACUCUUCUUCCCCAAUCCAUGUCUUGCCUCUCCCAAUCCACAACCACCAUCCACGUUACCUCCAUUCCUCUGAGUUUCUUCUCUCUUCUCUUCUCACCGUUUUUCCUCUCCUCUCUCAUCUCUCCCAUAGAUCUACACCUAAUCACCCACAACCACGAAACAAUUAGCUUCAUCGUUGGCCAGCAACAGCAUAUCGUUUCUCUCACCGUCUCCUUCGACAGCUUGCAUGUCGCAAAGAGGUGUGUCUUCGUUGCUGUCGAUAGGGAGUGUUCAAACGGAUUGGUUACCGUGGUAACCAUAUUAACCGGUAGCAUUCGGUUAAUUUAGUUUGGUUAAUUUGGAUAAUUGGCUUGGUUUGGUUAAACAAUUUAGCUUAUUUGGUUUAGGUGGUUUGGUUUGGUUUCAACACGGCUAACCAAUGAAACAAUUGACCAAUUAAUGAUACACCUAAUAUACAAAAUUAUUUAUACUUCCAUGCAACCAACCAAACCAAACCUUCGUGAUUCUCUAUUUUAUUUCCAUGUGCACAACAAACCAAAGCAUUAUGGGUCAAAAAUUAAAUGGGUCUGCCUAUUUACUAAACCAAAACAUUUUGGAAAACUACUAGACUUUAGGAUGACAUACAAUACCAUGACAGACACCUCAAACUAUGUAUAGUUUAAGUGUUUUGUAGGAGAGCUGUAACUUCCUGAUGAGUGGUAUUGUUAUGUAUUUAAUAUUUAUGUUAUGGGUUUGUUGUAAGCUAACUAUAUUAGGUGUAGAAAUGAUGAAUGAUGUAUUAAUUCGAAUGAUUAUGAUAAUCAUGGAUGGUUAGUCUUAUUAUUAUUGCUUAUAUAAUGAUAGUUUAUGAUAGUAAUAACAUAUGGUUAUGGUUUGUUCGUUAACAGGAUAAUUAUUUUCAUGUAAUGUUAUGUUAUUUGGUUAAUCUGAUUAUCCGAUUAACCAAACCAAUUAAAUUUUGGUUUGGUUAAUUUGGUUUUCGUGUUAAUUUGGACGGUUUGGUUAAGACAUUUUAUUCCAUGGUUAAUGAAAUUUAGGCUUAAUUGGUUUGGUUAUUACCACGGUAACCAUUUGAACACCCCUAGCAGUCGAAGCCCUACCGGCCACCGCCGAGUCACAACCCAUUCGGAUCAUAACGAACUUGAACCGCCUUCGCGUAUUCUUUGUGGGCAGAUUUUGGUUGCGGGGAUGAUUUUGGCCCUCCGACUAGGCUUGUCAAUGGGUAGGCCUAUUGGGUUUUUUGACCCAAAUACCUUGACCCAUAUGGGUAUUGGGUUUGGACCCAAAUUUCUUUUUACUUUUUUUUGGGUUGGGUUGGGUUUAGAUUGGGUCCAGAAUGGACCUGUAUAUUUGGGCCGACCCAAAUGAGUCCAUUUGGGUAUAAGUUAAAACAGAAACCGUGAUGGCCUUUCCCUGUCGAAAUUUCAACCGUGAUGGCCAAAAAAUUAAUGAAUCGCAUUGCCUCUGAUUUAGGGGAAGAACAUAUUCUUUUGUAUAGUUAAGGGGGGUUCUGGGUUUUUGCUGUUCCUUUUUCCCUUGGUAAAAAUUUUGUAGUCUUGAAACGCUUAAUGUUAGCUUGAUUGGUCCUCGUAUUGAAUGAAACAAGCAAAUAUUUUUAAACCACUUUUAUUAUUCGUUUCCCUUGAACUUGAAGAUAUAUUGGUCAAACCUAUUUCAUUCUGAACUUCAAUUUAGUAUAUGCUUGGCAACUCCAGCAAAGUAGCAGUUGCAUCACGAGGAAGUAGCAAAACUGGGAUUAGAAGCAGCAGAAUGUGUUUUUCCUGGAAAACUCUCUUUCUGACUUUCUAGUUCCCAUUAGUAAAUUCCUAAACUUAAAAGCAGAAAAGAAGUAAAGUUUAUCAGGCAGAAGCAGUAACCAAACAUUGAGUGAGUGAGUGAGCAAGGGAGGGUGUUCUUCCUUCACUGCUAAUCUGCAUCCAAAAGCUGUACUUUCCAUCAUACUUUUACCUUGGGAUUGGAGUAGCCCAGCAAGAAACCCUUGGCUGGAAGGAACACCUGAAUCAGGAUCCGACUAUUUGUAUAUGUUUUUAAGACAGCUAAGUCUGACAAAUCCACUGGAAGGCAGAAAUUUCGAGCACAAAUAAAAACAUGUUAACUACCAGCUAUCACAGCUAAGUAAGAAUAUGUCAUGAAACACACACAUACACAGAGAGCUAAUUAACACCCUGUUUCUACAUUACAAGCACUGACACAGAACCAAUAUACUAAAAAAAAACCCAAAACCAAACCCAGAACCGAGAAAACAGAGAGGGGGCAAGAUCUAGAAGAGAAGAAGAUGGGGCAAACCUGGAGAUCGAGACCAGCACGAGAAGGAGAAGCUGGCUGCGUCGGGGUCCGAUGGUGGGGAAAAGGAGAAGCUGGCUGCGUCGGGGGCUCUGGGCCGAUGGUCGCUGAUCGAGAUUUGGGAUUGCAGGCCGGCGGGCGGCGGCGUCUUCGGGGCUGAUGGUCACUGAUUGCAGGCGGUGUCUUCGAGAUUUGGGAUUGCAGGCGGGCGGCGGCGGCGUCGGGGACUCGGGAUACGAUGGUGGAGAAGGAGAAGCAAAGCAAUCGCUCUCGGUUAAGCGUAUUAGGUCGAAGAGAACCGUUUGGGUUCUGUAGAGAUUUGUUUUUUUUUUAUUAAUUUUCUGGGCCUAUCUUGGACCCAAUUUAAUUGGAUGGGUAUGGGUCUACUCCAAAACAGAAAAACCCAAAACCUGAUUUGACCCAAAUUCUAUUGGGUUUGCAUAAAACUCAUACCCUAAGACCCAUUUGACAUGCCUACCUCCGGCAGCUGGUGGCGAGGACAAUUCUGGUGGGGUAUCUUCGAUUUUCGAUUGACAACCGUUGGAGAGGUGUAGAGAGGAAAGAGAUGGCGGCACUCCAAAAGGAGAAAGACGUCGGAUGGCAAGGACUCGGGCCUCCGCCGUUGGACACGAUUGCCUUCUCUAUCUCCCCUCCGAAACAACUUUGCCCCUCUCCAUCCUUGAUUGUUCGAUAACCAAUUUUUUACAGAUAGCCGGCUAGUUGGUAAAUUGGUAUACCGGAUAUCAACCAGUAUCAGUAUACAGAAGGGUUCUUGGUGUAUUUCAGAAUACCAUUAAUCAAAUAUCUGGUUAACA